Molecule: messenger RNA, 1260 nt
Organism: Dentiscutata heterogama
Lineage: Eukaryota; Fungi; Glomeromycota; Glomeromycetes; Diversisporales; Gigasporaceae
Source: the annotation of a GenBank genome assembly
AUGACAAAGGAGACUUCUUUUUUAAGAAGCCAGAUGGAUGCAUAAUUCAGCUCGAAGAAGAAAAAUCAAAUGAUUUAAAAAAGAUUCUGAAAAACAAUGAUACACUAUAUAUUUCUACAUUGCAAGACUCUGAUAUCAUAAUUUGUAUGUAUAGUGAUAAUACGUCUGUCCAUAAUCCUACUUUUAAACGUACUUUGCGUAAAGGAAUGUACCUUUCAAAAAUUCGAUCUGAACUUGCAAACAGCGAAGACUCUGAACGUAUGAGAUCAAGCUAUCGUUUUUCUGACCAAAAACAUGUUUCUAUCUCAGAAUUCGAUGAAGAUAAGAAAAAACUAUAUGAAGUAUUACAUAUUAAUGAACGAGGUCCAAAUGUACUGAAGAUUAUCAAAAAAGAUGGUCCUGAUUUGGCUAAAUUGGGUAAUAAAUGCGGAUAUGGUUUUAUUAUAGACAAAGAUUCGGCAAUGGUAAAGCAAAUUAAAAAUCCUGAAUAUCGUGCAUUUACUGUUAAAACAACACAGCCAUAUAUUGAUUACGAUAAUACAGAUGGCAAAUUUGAAUGCAAGAGCGAAUUUCACGAAUUGUGUAAACGAAAUUUUAUUACUUUUGGAAAAGCUAAUUUUGUUCUGCCAUUGAUUUCUAUUUCCUUUGGAAUUGAUCAAAGAUUUUCACGUGAAAAGCUGAACUCUUAUGAAACAUAUACAAAAUAUUCAUAUAUUAAAAUAAGACAUGCAACAAUAGAAAUAAACAAGAGUAAUAUUAUAUUAACUGAAGAGUUUAAACGUGAAGUUGAGGCUGCGAUAGAAGAAGAGACUCAAGAUAAGAUAGUGAAAAAACUUAUAAAUAUUGCUAAUAAGUAUGGCCACUUCUAUGCACGAACCAUCUCUUUUGGAGGAGUUGCUAUUGAGAAAAUCACAAACGUUGGACACACAAGUGGUCAUAUACUCGCCGAAGAAACGAGAAUUCAAGCAUCAUCAAACAUGCUAAAUAAUGGAGUAAGCGCAGGUAUAUCCGCAGGUAUAUCUGCAGGUAUAACCUCGAAUACUGAAAAAUCAAAAGGAAACGCUAAAUCUACUCAUAAAAUAAAAGGUGGCGUCGAUUCACAGUUCGUCAGUGAUAACCCCGAAUCUUGGAUUAAUUCACUAAGUGACUCAGAUACUUGGGAUAUUAUUGAAUAUCGCGAUAUCUAUUCAAUUUUUGAUCUAUUAAAGGAUGAUUUACGGAAUAAUGUUCUAAAAGCUUUGGGGAAAAGGAUUUUAAAAG